Messenger RNA from Nematostella vectensis (starlet sea anemone), 1613 nucleotides. RefSeq names its product lysosomal aspartic protease. NCBI's taxonomy places the organism in Eukaryota, Metazoa, Cnidaria, Anthozoa, Actiniaria, Edwardsiidae. The transcript has 8 exons. Gene Ontology annotation, biological process: proteolysis. The record is from RefSeq and is a predicted model, not a curated record. Gene Ontology annotation, molecular function: aspartic-type endopeptidase activity. The coding region runs from base 98 to 1264 and encodes 388 amino acids.
GGUAUAAAUGCCAUAGUUCAUUUCAAAGUCUUUCUUCUUUUUUUUUGUUCUGUUCUCCGUGGUUCUCUCUAUCUGCGUUCUCCUGAUCUUCUACAAAAUGAAGGUUUUAGGCUUCUUUGCCCUAGUCCUUUUAGUUGGCCUUUCCCAGGCGAUUGUGAGAAUACCUAUUCACAAGAUGCCAACUCCCCGGCAAUCUCUCAAAGAAGUUGGAAUCUCUGUUGAGCAGCUUCUUGGAAAAUAUGGUGGAAAAUAUGAAGGGGGUGAUGUUCCUGAGCCACUGAUCAACUACAUGGAUGCUCAGUAUUAUGGCGAAAUAACUAUCGGCACCCCUCCUCAGAAGUUCACUGUUGUCUUUGAUACCGGAUCCUCAAAUCUUUGGGUUCCAUCCAAGAAAUGCUCUUGGACUAACAUUGCAUGUUUGCUUCAUGAUAAAUAUGACAGUACCAAGUCCAGCACUUAUAAGAAGAAUGGGACAGAGUUCGCCAUCAGAUAUGGCAGUGGCAGUUUGUCUGGGUUCCUCAGCAUUGACACUGUCUCAGUUGGAGGAAUUGAUGUCAAGGGACAGACUUUUGCUGAAGCCCUCAAGGAACCAGGACUGACAUUUGUUGCUGCCAAGUUUGACGGUAUCCUUGGCAUGGGUUUCUCAUCAAUUUCAGUUGACCAAGUGGUUCCCGUGUUUUACGACAUGGUCUUGCAAAAACUUGUCCCUGCUCCCGUUUUUUCUUUCUAUCUUAACAGGGAGCCAGGUGCUUCCCCUGGCGGUGAACUAUUGCUGGGUGGCAGUGACCCAAAGUACUACAAGGGCAACUUCUCCUACGUUCCCGUCACCCAAGAGGGCUACUGGCAGUUUAAGAUGGAUGGCAUAAGUGUCAAGGAAGGUAGUUUCUGCUCUGACGGGUGUCAGGCCAUAGCUGACACUGGGACAUCACUCAUUGCUGGUCCUACUGAUGAAAUCGAAAAACUGAACAACCUUAUUGGUGCAAAGAUCAUCAUCGGUGGGGAGUACACUGUGAACUGCUCUGCUAUUGACAGUCUCCCUGACAUCACUUUCACUAUUGGAGGCAAGAAGUAUGUUCUGACGGGGAAACAGUAUAUCCUGAAGGUUACAACCUUAGGUCAGUCUGUGUGCAUCAGCGGAUUUCUCGGCCUUGAUGUCCCCCCACCAAGAGGGCCCCUGUGGAUUCUGGGUGAUGUCUUCAUUGGUCCUUACUACACUGAGUUUGACUUUGGUAACAAGCGUGUUGGGUUCGCCGAGGCUGUGUAAGCGCUGCCCAUGUCAACCACAGCAAUCAACAAAUUAAAGAAAUAAAUAAAUAAGUUAUCACGAAAUUAGGCAUUAACAGCUUGAGAUAAACUAGUCCCUGAGAAAAAUCGGUUCCCAGCCGAUUGUGUUUAAAACCUCAAAUUUUACAAGUAGUAAUUGAAAUUGUAAUGAUAACUAUGAAGCUUUUGCUAUUUAACUGCUUUUAAGAGCAGAUUUAAGCACUAUGGCUAAAGAAGAUACAGACUAGAAUUUGGUCAAUCUAUUUAUAUGAUUUUUUUUAAACUUUUGUACCACAUUGUUUCCUGGAAGUUGCAAAGAUUGUUGGAUUGAAUAAAAAAAAGCACAUGUA